Carya illinoinensis is the source of this 834-nucleotide messenger RNA. Its product is annotated as protein FAR-RED ELONGATED HYPOCOTYL 3-like. The transcript is spliced from 4 exons. The coding region runs from base 1 to 834 and encodes 277 amino acids. Lineage: Eukaryota; Viridiplantae; Streptophyta; Magnoliopsida; Fagales; Juglandaceae. The record is from RefSeq and is a predicted model, not a curated record. Gene Ontology annotation, molecular function: zinc ion binding.
AUGCUUACAACUCUAUCAACUCUACACCGGAAGGAUGAUAUAACUGCAACAUACCAUGUAGAAGAUGAAGUGAAUGUUGAUGAUUUCAUCAAGGAGGUUACCCACAUGGUGUACUUUAAUGAGGCUGAAUGUGAGGUGAAGUGUUCAUGUGCCUUGUUUGAGAUGAGAGGGAUAUUGUGUAGACAUGUAUUAGGCAUUAUGAGAGUUAACAAAAUUCGUUCGGUGCCAGAAAAGUACAUACUAGAUCGAUGGCAAAAAGACAUAAAAAGAACUUACACUCUUAUACGAAGUAGUUAUGACAUAAUUGAUGAGAGGCCUAAAGUUAGCAGAUAUUCACGUAUCAUCAAGAAAUGCAACAAAGUAGCCACAAAUGCAUCUUCAUGUGAUGAGCACACUGAGGAUAUGCUAGCUAAGUUAGAUGCAAUGAACUUAGACUACUGCACCAACAAGCCGCCAUCAAAAGUUGUAGUUACAACUGCCGAUACAAUAACAACUACCAAUUCUAAGAAAGUACUGAGUCCCCAUGUAGUGAGAGGAAAAGGCAGACCGCCAUCUCUCAGGAAAAAAUUAAUGAUUGAGGGAGUGAAACCCAGGAUAAAGAAGCGGCAUGGAAUAGAAGGUGAAGUUGUUGGAACGUGUAGGAAUUUAUUUGGCCAAACAUAUGUUGGGACACAACAAAGCGUCACAUUUCAGCCGCCUCAAAACACUACUGAAGUGUUGGACUUUGAUGCCACCGAGUUCAGUUUUGCGGUGAAUGAGACUCAAGAAAGUAUGCAACUUGGAUUGGAUGGAACCCAGUCAGAUAGCUUGCUUGGGACACAACCGUGGCAAUAG